AUGGGGUCUUAUGCUGCUGGCAAUAAGACUGCCACCAACGGUGUCGGAAGCACUCCUGCACAGAGACAUGUUAUCUCGGUCAGCGAAGCUGAGACCAUCAUUGCCGCCGCAGUGAGAGAAGCCAACACUGUCAUUCCUGAGAACAUUGCCAUCGUCGAUCCCGCUGGCAUGUUGGUUGCUUUCCACCGCAUGGACAACGCUUUCCCCGGCAGCAUCGACAUCAGUAUCAAGAAGGCUCGCACCACUGUUCUGUUCAACGGUGCUUACUCAACAGCUGACUUGACCGCCGCCGCUAAGGGUCCUCUUUACGGUGUCGAAGAGACCAACGGCGGUCUUGUUGUCUUUGGUGGCGGUCUGCCUCUAUACAAGAACGACUACCUCAUUGGUGGUAUUGGUGUCAGUGGUGGCUCCGUUGACCAGGACGUGCAGGUCGUCAAGGCUGCUGUCGACUGGUUCAGCAACGCAACUCUGACUGCCUACUAA
Messenger RNA from Aureobasidium melanogenum CBS 110374, 483 nucleotides. RefSeq names its product DUF336-domain-containing protein. Lineage: Eukaryota; Fungi; Ascomycota; Dothideomycetes; Dothideales; Saccotheciaceae. Bases 1 to 483 code for a protein of 160 amino acids. The transcript has 3 exons. The record is from RefSeq and is a predicted model, not a curated record.